ACCCUCGUGAAGUUUUCCUUUGCAGAGAAAUGGGAGCAUCCACACGACACCGAGGUUCUGGGAGCUCUGGACCUUGGAGGUGCCUCAACACAAAUAACCUUCCAACCUGGAGUCACCAUAGAGGACACGAACACCUCUGUCUUCUUCAGGCUGUACGGCACCAACUACUCACUCUACACGCACAGCUACCUCUGCUAUGGGCAGUCGCAGGCCUUGAAGAUGCUGCUGGCAGACCUCCACCAGGGCAGCCCGUCUUCCCAGCAGGUAUCACACCCCUGCUACCCCAAGGGAUACCAGGAGAAUGUCACCACGGCGGACCUCUACAACAGUCCCUGUGUCCGUGCACCAAGCACACCCAGCCCCACACAGGUCCUCACGGUGACGGGGACAGGGGACCCUGCAGUGUGCAGCACCGCCAUCCAGAAACUCUUCAACUUCAGCUGUGGGGCCAACAGGACAUGCGGGUUCAACGGGGUUUAUCAGCCGCCCGUGCGGGGACAGUUCUUUGCCUUUGCUGGGUUCUACUACACCUUCCACUUCCUGAACCUGACCAGCCAGCAGUCUCUAAAUGACGUCAACUCCACAGUCCAGACCUUCUGCAAGAAGCACUGGGCAGAGCUGGUGGAGACCUUCCCGCAGGAGAAGGAGUACCUACACACGUACUGCUCCGUGGCGAUUUACAUCUUGACGCUGCUGCUUGAUGGCUACAAGUUCAAUGAGCACACAUGGAGCAGCAUCCACUUCAGCCAGCAGGCAGCAAACACAGACAUCGGAUGGACGCUGGGCUUCAUGCUGAACUUCACCAACAUGAUCCCCACGGAGGCUCUGGAACAUGUCAAGGGGCACCAGCCCAGCCUGUGGGCAGGUGCCGUCUCCUUCAUUGUGCUGGCCAUAGUGGCAGGCCUGGUGGCUGUUUUCCUCCAGUGUUUCUGGAAAACCAAGUAG
This is a messenger RNA of Phaethon lepturus (White-tailed tropicbird), 945 nucleotides long. Its product is annotated as ectonucleoside triphosphate diphosphohydrolase 8-like. Gene Ontology annotation, biological process: nucleoside diphosphate catabolic process. The record is from RefSeq and is a predicted model, not a curated record. The transcript is spliced from 6 exons. The annotation marks the transcript as partial. Lineage: Eukaryota; Metazoa; Chordata; Aves; Phaethontiformes; Phaethontidae. Gene Ontology annotation, molecular function: GDP phosphatase activity; UDP phosphatase activity. Gene Ontology annotation, cellular component: plasma membrane.